CAGUCAGAGGUAUCUUCCCGAGGGUGAAUAUGCAUCGAUACGUGCGCAACGACUCCAGUCAACGCAAUAGUUAGCACUCGUUACUCGUUACGUAAAAAAAGCCAAAAAUUUAGGGCCUUUGCACAGUUCGCUACUACAAUCUGGGUCCUUGGGUCGGAACCGUGUUUUGCGUCACUUUGCUUCCUCGUUAGUUGAUUAAUUUCAUUUCGACGUUGCAGAUCGCAAAAUUAAAACACCUUUUUGCAAGAAGUUAAAAUUGUGCAAACUUUAUUUUCGGGACUUUUGGAACUUGAACGUGCGUUAGCGCGAUGGAGGAGACGACGGUUGCAACGAGCAGUUCGUCCGUGUUUCCGUGCUCAUGGAGCGAAGCCUCGGUGAGGUCCGACGACUGCAUCGAGGACACGCAACUGUGGGAGAAAGAAGUGUUCCUGGGUAUUCGUGUCUGGCAGUUUGCCGCCAUCGUUCUCUCCAUCCUGCUGACCAUCAUCGUCGGACUGUGCUGUUGCAUCCGCUUCCGCGUGCCCCGCACAAAGCAGGAGAUCGAGGCGGACUACAUUCGCAAGAAGAUUACUAGAAAGUUCCGACGCGAGCUUUCAAAAAUUAAUAAUAAGGAUAUGGACGAGAUGGAUCUGCAGAAAGCUCUGGAUAGAAUCCGGAACGAGUUCGACGGGGACCCCGCGAUAGCGAAGGAGUGUGCGGAAAUGGCACAGCGGAACGCUCAACGUGGCUUUCGAUCCAGGUUCAACGCCGUGUUUGGCGGAACCCGGGUGCGUUUCAGCUCACGCGAACAAGCGGAAUUCAGUGCCAUGAUCUAACGAUCUCUCGCGAGUUAUAAUAAUGUAUGCGUCAUGUUCUUGCAUUCUUGUUGCACAUAUAACUUUAAGAUUUAACUUUAAGAUCGAGGGAAAAAAGAAACGGAGAGGUGAAGAAAUAAAGCAAUGAAGAAACGGAAUAAUAAAUUAAUGAAACGUAUCCUUCAAUUUAAUUUUAGUUCAACUUCAAUGUAAAGAAAGAGCUGAAAAAGGGUGCAAAAUUAAGAAUUUUAGAAAGAGGUUGAUGUCAAUUUAAGCGACAAGUGAUGGGCAAUAAAUCAUGUAUGACACCUG
This is a messenger RNA of Ooceraea biroi (clonal raider ant), 1106 nucleotides long. Its product is annotated as transmembrane inner ear expressed protein. The record is from RefSeq and is a predicted model, not a curated record. NCBI's taxonomy places the organism in Eukaryota, Metazoa, Arthropoda, Insecta, Hymenoptera, Formicidae.